AUGAUAUCGUAUAAUCGAGUAAUUCGAGUAAUAAAGAGAGAUGAAAACCUUUUUUCAAUAGUAGAAAACAUAUGCACGCAAGUUGGUUACACGAUCCCCAAACAUCAAAUAAAUUACAUAGCGAGGGUGCCGACACAUUUUGGUAAAGAUAAAUCUAUUAUUGUCAACUUCAUCAACCGCUACAUAAAGGAAGAAUUUGUAGCUGCAGCGAGAGCCAAGAAAUUCAUGACAGCGAAGGACAUUGGGGAAAAAUGGACAAAAAAUGAUACUGAAUGGUACCCGAGAGAUGGAAAAAAACGUAAAGGACGUCAGAAAUUAAGAUGGGAGAAUGACAUCAAGCAAAUAGCCACAACAACGUGGCAAAGAAAAGCUGCAAAUAAGGAAAUAUGGAAAACCCUAGGGGUGGACUAUGCCAAAGGGCAAGCUGAUAAUAAUAUUACCGAUGUCGAAGAUUAA
Molecule: messenger RNA, 456 nt
Organism: Parnassius mnemosyne (clouded apollo)
Lineage: Eukaryota; Metazoa; Arthropoda; Insecta; Lepidoptera; Papilionidae
Source: the annotation of a GenBank genome assembly